UCUUCCGCCGGACCAUUCGCCUCAAGCUGGAGUACGAUAAAUGUGAACGACGCUGUAAGAUCCAAAAGAAGAACCGAAACAAGUGCCAAUACUGUCGCUUUCAGAAGUGCCUGUCUGUGGGCAUGUCCCACAACGCCAUUCGGUUUGGGCGAAUGCCCCAGUCGGAGAAGCUGAGGUUGAAGGCGGAGAUCCUAACAGGGGAACGAGAGGUCGCGGACCCUCAGGUGGCCGAUCAGAAAACCCUGGCCAAGCAGAUCUACGAGGCCUACCUGAAGAACUUCAACAUGAACAAAUCCAAAGCACGGACCAUCCUGACGGGCAAGACAAGCACGCCGCCUUUUGUCAUCCACGACAUGGAGACGCUGCAGCUGGCCGAACAGACUCUUGUGGCCAAGAUGGUGGGCUCUUCUGGGGCUCUGCUGAAUAAAGAUGCAGAAGUUCGAAUAUUCCACUGCUGUCAGUGCACUUCGGUCGAGACGGUGACCGAACUGACUGAGUUCGCCAAGUCUGUGCCAGGCUUCUCAAACCUGGAUUUAAAUGACCAGGUGACAUUAUUAAAGUACGGCGUCCAUGAGGCGCUCUUCGCCAUGUUGGCAUCAUGCAUGAAUAAAGACGGUCUGCUGGUGGCGCACGGCAGCGGCUUCAUCACCAGAGAGUUCCUGAAGAGCUUACGACGGCCGUUCAGUCAAAUGAUGGAGCCCAAGUUUCAGUUUGCAAUGAAGUUUAACUCCCUCGAGCUGGACGAUAGUGACCUCGCACUGUUUGUUGCUGCCAUCAUCUGCUGUGGAGAUCGUCCAGGCCUGGUGAACGUCCCGCACAUCGAGCGAAUGCAGGAGAGCAUCGUAAACGUGCUUCAUCUGCACCUCAAGAGCAACCAUCCCGACAACGAGUUCCUCUUCCCCAAACUCCUGCAGAAACUAGUGGACCUGCGGCAGCUGGUGACGGAGCACGCUCAGCUCGUGCAGGAGAUCAAGAAGACAGAAGACACUUCGCUGCAUCCCUUACUGCAGGAGAUUUACAGAGACAUGUACUGAGUCGCCUUUGGCUCAUAAAAACAAGCUCAAAACAAGUCUCCUCGUACAGCUACACUGUGAUCUUUUAUUAAGGGCGUCAUAUGAACCACUAUUUUUGGGAUUACUGGAUGAAAACGCCAGGAACAUCAGGGCUCUUCAUUACCGUCGAGUUAAACAAUGCUUUCUACGGUUAUUGGUUUAGAGAGAAGAGAACAAGACAAUGCAAAUUAAAAUGCAUCCUGUGGUUUUUAAUAUUUUUGGAAAUUUUAUAAAUGUUUACUGGUCCCUUGGGCCAGAAACUGUGAAUAGAAACCCUAAAAUCCAACUUAUUCAUACAGCAAUAUUAUUUCUUUAUAUAGACAUGGUAACUUUUGAUAGUGUAUGCUUUAAACAUGUAGGGUUCACCCAAGUGACUUCGACAUAGAUCUGCUGUAAAUAGUGAAACUGAUCGUUUAAUAAAGCUUCAGGGAUUAUGCUUCAUGGUUCACGUUGUUAUGAACACAAGUGCUCCAGGUUGUGCAGUUUUACAGUAAUCUACUGUUUAAAUGGGCUAAAGGAGCGAGGAAACGCUUAAUAAGUGAAGCCUGUUACUGCAUUUAAACUGCAAGCGUCACACACGAAAAAUAUAGUUGAAAUGCACCGUUGCAAUUCUGCAAUGUUCGUUUUUUGAAGCAAUAUUUGAGCGAACCAUGCUCGCACAGGUGUCUGUUGGGCUUGAUGCAAGUCGAACACAGAUUUGUACUGAAUUUCGAGGUUUGAGCUUCAUUCUGUGUAGAGUUUGCAUGCUCUUCCCAAUGUAAAUUUUGUUUAUUGACAAUAACAGUUCUCAGAGAGCCCUUUCUGAUAAACAUUUUAUACUAUAUAUCCAUUCUUAAAGGAAAUAUUCAGUGCAGUGUCCCAGAAAUCAAUGCACGCAAAUGCAUUUGCACUGCAGCGAUGCACUGCUGUUCACACGCUGCAGAUGCAACGUGUAGCAAUCAGCAAUCUGUCACUCUUCUCCGUUCUUGAUGUUUCCUCAGAACCACAGUGCCUAGUCUCAAAUCUUGGAGAAAAACAUCUUAUUGUUUUUUAAUUCCCUAUAUAAACCAGGAACAGAAGCUAAUUAACGUAAAAUCUAUGUGCAGUUAUCUACGUUAAAAAGUUGUUGCGUAAGGGCCGUUCACACAGAACUCAUUUCUUUUUGCAUUAUACUGUGAUGCUUUUCUGUUAUUUUCCGAUGUAAUCAUGCGCUAGACAGACAUGUUUGACCACUGUACUCGCAUGUUUUACAGCUACUCUCUCAUGAAACUGCACUCAUGUUAAAACAAUGUUUUGAGACCUUUCGUUUUUGUUUUUUUCCUAUUCUACUGCACCGUGUCUCACAUUUAUAACUCAAAAACCUACUCAGUGAACCGGCCUUAAGAGUGUAAUAAUAUAGGG
Molecule: messenger RNA, 2432 nt
Organism: Carassius auratus (goldfish)
Lineage: Eukaryota; Metazoa; Chordata; Actinopteri; Cypriniformes; Cyprinidae
Product: peroxisome proliferator-activated receptor alpha-like
Exons: 5
Coding region: 123-1034 (303 amino acids)
Biological process (GO): negative regulation of inflammatory response; fatty acid metabolic process; cell differentiation
Cellular component (GO): nucleus
Molecular function (GO): RNA polymerase II cis-regulatory region sequence-specific DNA binding; DNA-binding transcription repressor activity, RNA polymerase II-specific; nuclear receptor activity
Source: RefSeq, a predicted model, not a curated record